Molecule: messenger RNA, 1123 nt
Organism: Setaria italica (foxtail millet)
Lineage: Eukaryota; Viridiplantae; Streptophyta; Magnoliopsida; Poales; Poaceae
Exons: 1
Coding region: 237-989 (250 amino acids)
Cellular component (GO): plasma membrane
Source: RefSeq, a predicted model, not a curated record
CAUUUUUCAAUGGCCAAACACAAGAUAGUGGCCCUACGCCCGAUUUUCAAAAGCCUCUCUUUUCUCCCUCUUUAUUUUGGGGACACCACCAUUAGCCCAGCCCAGCCUCCUUUUAACUCCAUCACUCCAUUCCCUUGCUCCUGUUGUUGUUGUUCUUGCUUUCCCCAUUAGUAGGCCUCUUGCAAUCUUGAGCUUUUUUCUUGUCAGGACAUCUUGGUGGUGGUGGAGCUGCAGAAAUGGGCACUCCUUACCACCUCCAAUCACCAAGAACCAUCCUGUCUAAGCUGGUCAACAUGAGGCAGCUACCACCGGGGCUUCCACCACCACCGCCGCCGGAGCCUCCAUCCAAGACGAUCCGGCAGCCAGAGGUGCUGCCACAGCGGCUACCGGCAGCUCCUUCGAAGAUAAUUCUUCAGCCGCGUGACCGGACCUCGCCGGCGAUGUGGUUUGCGGCCAUCGUCUGCUUCGCCUUCAGCAUCAUCCUGAUCGUGGCUGGCAUGGUCAUCUUGAUCGUCUUCCUGGCGGUCAAGCCGAGGGCGCCCUCCUUCGACACCGCCAACGCCAGCCUCAACAGCGUCUACAUCGACUCGCCAGCCUACUUCAAUGGCGACAUGACGCUCGUGGCCAACUUCUCCAACCCCAACCAGAAGAUCGACGUCAUAUUCCGGUCUGCCACCGUGGAGCUCUUCUUCCGGGACAGGCCCAUGGCCGUGCAGGUGCUGCCGCCGUUCGCACAGCGCCGGGGCCAGUCCCAGGUCCUGAACUUGCACAUGGUGUCCAGCCGUGUGCUGCUGCCGCCGGAGGUGGCCAUGGAGCUUGUGAACCAGGUGAGGAGCAACAGGGUCGUGUACACUAUCAGAGGCGCCUUCAAGGUGGAGGCUAGAGUUUGGUUCAGCCACUACUCAUACUGGAUGAACACAAUCUGUGAGCUGGAGCUCACAGCUCCUCCUACUGGAGUUCUUGUUGCCAGGAGAUGCAGAACAAAGUGACUGGCUUUUGAAAUCCACCCCUCCCGUUCUAUUGCUGUAUCACAUCUUAGAUCUUUUUCUUUUUGUAUACUGAAAUUGGGCAGAGUAAAGUAAAAUAUACUCAUGAUUGAUGCGAAUUUGAUGUUGGUUCUUCA